CAGCUGCACAGCCUGCCUGGCCUCUGUCCAAACCAACCUCCGCCCUCCGGGCACCGCUGCCUGGUGCUCCUCGCUCACUGGCAUCGCUGGGAGCCCAGAGCCGCAGGUUUGCUACUCAAGAGUCUGAGGCACGGUGGGGAAACCCCUGCCCCAAAACGCCAACCUGGGGCCCCGGUGUUGUUCCAGCUGAGGGGAAGGGGGCUGCAGUUGGCUGGAGCAACAGGAACGGGGGCACAGGGCGUGCAAAAGCGCCCUGGCUCCUCAGCAGUGGCAGGACGUGUGAAACCCCCAGACGCUGCUGCUGCGGCCCCUGGAGAGGGAGCCCCUGCUGGCCCGGAUGCUGCGCGUGAUGCAACUGCUGUCGCGGAUCGAGGAAGGCGAGAACCUCGACUGCACCUUCGAUAAGGAGUCAGAGCUCACCCCCCUGGAAUCGGCCAUUGCUGUGCUGGAGCUCAUCCAGAGGGAGUUCUCUGUGCCUGAAAAGACAAUGGAAACUGUUCAGAAAAUGGUGAAGGAAGCUGCUGUGAUUGUCUGCAUCAAAAACAAGGAGUUUGAUAAAGCAGCAAAGAUUGUCAAGAGGCACCUGGGGAAGGAGCCCAGAACCCUGAAAAAGAGGAAUGAGCUGCUGGCUGUCAUCAAGGAGAAGGAUUUCACCCAUCCUCUGGUCAAAAACUUCUCCUACAAGAGCUUCCAGCAGAGUGUGUUUCAGUUCCUGAAGCCCUACAUGGAUGAUUCGGAGCCUCUGCUGCUGUCGGUGAUGAAAAACACUUUGAACUCAGAACACACCAAAGACCCAAAGUGCUCCUCAGCGACUCCCGAGUCCCGGGAUGGGCCAGAGGAGCAGGCAGCAGCCCCAGAGCCCCCAGGGAGGGCAGAGGGCCCAGCAGCAGCUCCAGAGCCCACAGCCACGGCAGAAGCCCCCGAGGGAGCUCCCAGCCCUGCAGAAAGGGCAGAUAAUGACCCUGCAGCAGCCCCUGAGCCUAUGGAGGAAGCUACUGACCCAGCAGCAACUCCUGAGCACUUACCAGCAGUGGUUAAUACCUUGGAAGAUGCUUCAGAGCCUAUGGAAAUAUCUAAAGAACCAGCAGCAGCAGCUCCAGAGCUUCCAGGAGCAUCCUGCAAGGACUCAGGAAGGCAGCCGGCUGGCACCGUAACCACGUACGGCAUCUCUGACCUGAGGGAGGCUUUCAAGAUCCUGUCGGGCUCCCCGGACUCUGACGUGCUCUUCACCAAGCUGGACCAAACAGACUUUUCCUUCCCCAAGCAACUGUCUCCUUCUGUAUCCCACAGAACCAAGAGACGGAAAGAAGAGGAGAAUCGAGGCUCUGAGACCUCAGACCCUGCUGAAAUGCCCCAUAAGAGCAAACGCUCGUUGAGCAUAAGCAGGCUGGUGAUGGAGCGAGACAGCCAGCACGAGGCCAGCGAGAGCCCCGACUCUUCCCAGGAGCCAGUUGUAUCUUCUGCUUCCAGACCUGGUCAGAAAUUGCACGACCAGCCCGUGUCUACAAAGAUCCCCAAGUCCUUCCAGGGAAGGUGGAACAGCAGUGCCUAUGGUGAAGAGGAGAAGGACAGCUGGAGCGAUGAGGAUGAGCUCUUCUCCGAUGCAGUGUCAUUUGGGUCAAACAGCAACAGAUCUUCAGUCUUUGGUUCCAAGAAACAGAAAUGGACGAUACAGGAGAGCGAGUGGAUCAAGGAGGGGGUGAAGAAGUUCGGAGAAGGGCGGUGGAAGGCCAUCUGCCAGAAGUACCCCUUCCAGAACCGCACGGCCGUGAUGAUCAAGGAUCGCUGGCGCACCAUGAAGAAGCUGGGCAUCCUCUGAGGCUGGCAGCCACGGCACCUUCAGUGCCAAAACCACCUUGCUUUUCCUUCUGGAAGCUGGACCGGAGCAGGAGCAGUGAGGAGGCUGCUGUGCCCAUCCCCAGGGCGAAGCACACGUCUGACAGGAACCACGUGCCCAGAGUUUCAGCCACAAGGUUUGGGUCUUGGGCAGAGCUGCCUGGCCUAAUUGUGUGUGCUCAGCCUUGGCUGGGACUCCCUUCACCUGCCCCCUUUGUAGAGGGAAUCCCAGCCUCUUUUCCCUGCCUGGAUGCUGUCGGGUGGCAGAGUAACCCCGUCAGCAGCUUUUUUUUAUGUGUUUUAAGUGUCCAUACUGUGAAUUGCUUGUUUUGUCUGUUUGCACUCGGUCCCCUGGGAGGGACAGAGGCAGCACAAGCCCCAGAGCUGCUGGGGAGAUGAAGAAAUUCAGGCGUCUGCUUCAGGGUUUUUUUGUUUUCGUAGUUCUUUGUAGAGGGCCAGAGUGUCUCUGGGAACUUCUCCCUCCCACCUGUGAGGCUUUAAGCUUGUUUUGUUUCGGUACUUACAUAUCAGUUGAUAAAAGUUCCCCUGCUCACUGGCUCUGGCAGUUCUCCUUUCUGGCACCGUCCUCCUCCUGUGCAGUCCCUCGAGGGGGCGAGCUCCCAGGGCACUGAUGCCUCCUGCCACAGCUCAGUCCACGUCCCAGUGCUCUUCUGUAAAAUAAAGCUUCUUUCUUGUUGGAUAUCAGAGGA
Messenger RNA from Colius striatus (speckled mousebird), 2546 nucleotides. RefSeq names its product telomeric repeat binding factor 2 (gene TERF2). NCBI's taxonomy places the organism in Eukaryota, Metazoa, Chordata, Aves, Coliiformes, Coliidae. Gene Ontology annotation, molecular function: double-stranded telomeric DNA binding; telomerase activity; protein homodimerization activity. Gene Ontology annotation, cellular component: chromosome, telomeric region; nucleus; shelterin complex. The transcript is spliced from 10 exons. The coding region runs from base 338 to 1819 and encodes 493 amino acids. The record is from RefSeq and is a predicted model, not a curated record. Gene Ontology annotation, biological process: regulation of telomere maintenance via telomerase; telomeric loop formation; protein localization to chromosome, telomeric region.